Messenger RNA from Pocillopora damicornis (cauliflower coral), 2594 nucleotides. RefSeq names its product sodium-dependent neutral amino acid transporter B(0)AT2. Gene Ontology annotation, molecular function: amino acid:sodium symporter activity. Gene Ontology annotation, cellular component: plasma membrane. The record is from RefSeq and is a predicted model, not a curated record. Gene Ontology annotation, biological process: amino acid import across plasma membrane; sodium ion transmembrane transport; nitrogen compound transport. NCBI's taxonomy places the organism in Eukaryota, Metazoa, Cnidaria, Anthozoa, Scleractinia, Pocilloporidae.
UGCACGGAUCGUACUGCAAGAGUGCUAGAGAAAAUGUCGGAAAAAGGCGAAUCAAACGGACAUAUUACGGUCACAGUCACCUCACCCUCAAACGAGGAACAGGUCAUCACUGAUGAGGAACAGGUCAUCACUGAUGAGGAACAAGUCAUCACUGAUGAGGAAAACGGUUACGAGCUCCAAGUUGAAGUGGAGGCGAAGCGGAAAGGAUGGGGAAAUAAAUUAGAGUACAUGCUUGCCACUGUCGGAUUUGCUGUUGGUCUUGGAAAUGUAUGGCGUUUCCCUUACUUGUGCCAAAAGAAUGGAGGAGGUGCUUUUCUCAUCCCGUACGUCUUCAGCUUGGUUGUAAUGGGAAUCCCCCUGUUUUUCAUGGAGUUGGCGAUUGGUCAGAGUCUGCGUCAAGGAUCUGUGGGUGUGUGGAAUGCCAUUCACCCCUUCUUGGGUGGACUGGGGUUCGCAUCAGUGGUUAUCUGCCUGUUGGUGGGCCUGUACUACAACAUGAUCAUCGCCUGGUGCUUUUACUAUUUAUUCGCUUCUUUCCAGGACCCUUUGCCUUACGCCAAUUGUCCUAUGGUGGAUAAUGUCACUUUCGUGGAGGAGUGUCAAUUAGCAGGCCGUACACAGUAUUACUGGUACAGGAAUGCCUUAGAAAUAAGUGCGUCCAUCGAAGAGAGUGGAGGACUCCUGUGGCAUUUGUGCCUGGUCUUGCUGCUCUCUUGGAUUGUUGUAUUCUUGUGCAUGAUGCGUGGUGUGGAAUCAGCAGGAAAAGCAGUCUACUUCACCGCCACAUUUCCAUACGUCGUGCUGAUUAUCUUCUUUGGUCGUGGGAUCAGUUUACCAGGCUCUGUUGAUGGCGUCAAACACAUGUUUACCCCUCAGUUUGAUAAACUUACUGAUCCUCAAGUCUGGCUGGAAGCCGCCACACAGAUUUUCUACUCGUUAGGAGUUGCUUUCGGUGGACUCAUCGCCAUGUCCAGUUACAACGAUGUCCAUAACAAUUGCAAACGGGACGCUAUUCUGGUGUCCACCAUCAACUGUGGCACCUCAAUCUUUGCUUCAAUUGUCAUUUUCUCCAUUCUUGGAUUCAAGGCCCAUCAUUCAUAUCACGAAUGUUUGGAUAUCUACGGAGGAAAUAGCACCAACAUUGAAAAGCAUUGUAAGGAUUUGGAAUUUUGGUUGUCUGAGUCUGCACAGGGACCUGGGUUAACAUUCAUCGCCUUCACGGAAGCGAUAGUGAAGAUGCCCAUAUCCCCGCUGUGGGCUGUGCUGUUUUUUUGCAUGUUACUGACUCUUGGACUCGGCAGUAUGUUUGGAACUUUGGAGGGAGCGCUCACACCUUUAUAUGACCUUCAAAUUUUUCCUUGCAGGAAAGAGAUCCUCACUGGUAUCCUCUGUGUUGCUAGUUUCCUGGUUGGUUUGUUAUUCUGUCAGAGGUCCGGCGAGUACUGGCUGCAGAUGUUUGAUUCGUUCAGUGGAACCAUUCCUGUUCUGUUCAUCGGCUUCUUUGAGCUGAUUGCUGUUCAUUACAUCUAUGGUGCAUCCAAGUUUGAGGAUGAUAUCGAGUACAUGAUUGGAAGCCGACCUGGGUGGUAUUGGAAGAUCACAUGGCGCUUUGUUGCCCCAUUCCUUGUUUUCAGUAUUCUGGUGGCUAGUAUAGUAAACAUGGGAAUCAAACCUAUCGUUUAUUCAGCCUGGCAUCCGGAACUUGCAGACGUGGUCCCGACUCAAUAUCCAAAUUGGGGAUAUGUUGUAAUAGUCAUUCUGAUUCUGUCGUCGUGUUUCUUUAUUCCAUUCAUCUUUAUACUGCGGAGGUUUGGUUUCACUAAUUACGAGAAAAAAGUGAGGCGCUCUGUGAGGGGAGAUGACGUCAUACCUCCGGGAUCUCUGACACCCCAAUUGUCACGUGUCGCACUAAAUUUAUCAGAAGAACCGCUGGGUGGGACCGACGACUUCGACGAAAAGUAUGAAUCGUAAAAGAAAAUAUAUUGGGUCCACGGCACUUCCUGACUUUUUUGGUGAGCGUGGUGUAUCUCUGGUUGAUUUCUGAUGCAAGUUUGACAACUCCAGUAUCGGUAUGUUUUUGUUUUAUAAAGCUUUGAGAAUGGAUUUUAUCUCCAAUAUGGACGUCUGACUUCGCUGUAAUUUGAUGUCUGAGUAACAAUUUUUAGUGUGUCUUCCAUGUGGCUUUCGGCUCUUUGAAAUAAUCUGAUAUAACAAAACCAUUGAUUUUAUUGAUUUUAUUAAGCUUUUUGAUUCCUUAACUCCUAGAAGAGAUUAACAAGUAACUUUUCCCUAUAAAAUCUAAACAUUAUCCAGCAAACAGGUCAUAAAAAUAUUCAAACUUAUCGGGUUGAAGUUGUUAUCUCGAUCUGACACCAAACUCUUGUAAGUUAUUUACAAGGAAAUGUGAAGCCAGAGGGAGAAUUAACUGAAUCUGAUAUUGAGAGUUAAAGGAUUAAUAGAUGUUAUCUGAUGAAUACUUUGUCGGCAGAAUUCAGCUUUUUUAUUAUUAGUGCACAAUGUGUCGUCCACAUUCGACAACUAUCAUAUGAAAUGUAUCGUAUUUGUGAUCUUGAUUAAAAUUUAUUGGAAAUGCA